Anarrhichthys ocellatus (wolf-eel) is the source of this 2189-nucleotide messenger RNA. Its product is annotated as meprin A subunit alpha-like. Gene Ontology annotation, cellular component: membrane. Gene Ontology annotation, biological process: proteolysis. Bases 75 to 1868 code for a protein of 597 amino acids. Gene Ontology annotation, molecular function: protein binding; zinc ion binding; metalloendopeptidase activity. The record is from RefSeq and is a predicted model, not a curated record. The transcript is spliced from 14 exons. NCBI's taxonomy places the organism in Eukaryota, Metazoa, Chordata, Actinopteri, Perciformes, Anarhichadidae.
UCAAGGGCUAAAGGUCAUAUCUUCUUAACGUGCACAUUUAAAGCAAAGCGGCAUCGUUUACUUCACACAGCAGGAUGAUGGAGCGAGCCCUGUUAUGGUUUGGUCUGGUGGCCCUCACCACUUCAUACACUAUACCCGUUUCCCCUGAUGUACACGAGGUUUACAAGAACGGCGAGGAUGAGAACCCCAUCCUGAACCUGGGAUCAGACGCCAACCUGCUAGAAGGGGACAUUUUAAUUCCAGAAGGAAGGAAUGCCAUGAUUGACAAAAGAUACAGAUGGAAAUUUCCAAUUCCUUUCAUUCUGGGCGAUGAUUUGGACCUGAACGCCAAGGGCUGCGUCCACCAGGCUUUUGAAAUGUAUCGGCUGAAGUCUUGCAUUGACUUCAAGCCUUAUGAGGGAGAGAAGACGUUCAUCAAGUUUGAAAAGAGAGGAGGGUGUUUCUCCAGCGUUGGUGACCAGCAGACCGGCCAGAUUCUGUCCCUGGGGUCGGGCUGUGACCACAAGGCGGUGAUUGAACACGAGCUGCUCCACGCUCUGGGGUUUUACCACGAACAGUCCCGCACAGACAGGGACGACUACGUCGACAUCUGGCUGAAUCAGGUGACGCCGGGACUUGAAAACAACUUCAACAAGUACAGCGACGACUACAUCACCGACCAAAACACGGCGUACGACUACGAGUCCGUCAUGCAUUACAGGCCCUUCUCCUUCAAUAAGAACGAAUCCGUCCCCACCAUCACCACCAAAAUCCCGGAGUUCAACAACAUCAUUGGCCAGUACCUGGACUUCAGCGAGAUGGACACCCUCAGGCUCAACCGAAUGUACAACUGCUCUGGUCCUCUCACCCUGCUGGACCAGUGUGCCUUUGAGUAUGCCAGCAUUUGUGGGAUGAUCCAGGCCUCCUCCGACGAUGCCGACUGGGUCCACACCAAGAGCAGUGUGGGUGCAGAGGAUCACACCCUCCUGGGAAGAUGCAGAGAUGCUGGGUACUUCAUGCACUUCAGCACCAUGACUGGGAAGCCUCUGGAGUCUGCACUGCUGGAAUCCCGAACCCUCUACCCCAAGAGGAAGCUUCAGUGUCUGCAGUUCUUCUACAAGAUGACUGGAAGCUCCACGGACAGGCUGGUGAUCUGGGUCAAGACAGACGACGGCACAGGCACCGUUCGUAGAAUGAAGAAAAUACACACUUUUUAUGCGGAUUCUGACCACACGUGGAAGAUCGCCCACGUCCCGAUGGAGGUAGGGAUGAAAUUCCGCUAUUCUUUCCAAGCGGCAUCCGCCGGUGGCAUCUACAUCGACGACAUCAGCCUGACCGAGACACGCUGCCCCAACGCCGUGUGGAGGAUCCAGAACUUCUCCAAGAUCAUGGAAACGGCCAACAACAGCACCGUUAUUGACAGCCCUCGUUUCUACAGCCCCGAGGGCUACGGCUACGGUGUCCGUCUCAUGCCAUUGUCGAGUUACACUGAUUACACCGGGAACUACGUGGGGCUGUACUUCCACCUGGUCAGCGGGGACAACGAUGUGGUGAUGCAGUGGCCGGCGGUAAACAGACAGGCCACCUUGGUGGUGAUGGACCAAGACCCAGACAUUAAGCUGAGGAUGUCCUCCGCUCGCAGCCUCACCACCGAUAUGAGGAAGACACCAGACGGACAGCUGUUUUGGGACAAUCCCUCUAAGGUGGGGGUGUACGACCCUUCCUGCCGCUGCUACAGAAGCGAAUCGUGGGGCUGGAGGAACUUUAUCAAGCACUUUGACCUCAAGAGGCGCAAUUACCUCAAGAAUGACGACCUCAUCAUCUUCGUCGACUUUGAGGACAUAACAUCCCUGAUCAAAACAGAAGUUCCCAUUAAACCACAGGAGUAAGGCCACUCAGGAUUUUACAUCAUGAUUAACUGGAGAUGCAACAUAUGCAGCUGGGAUGCGAAGAAUGACCUGUGAAGAUGAGGAAAAGAUGGAAGAUUACUGCUGUGGCACAAUAUAAGAGUUAUACACAUAAUAAAAAAACAACUUCAAAUGUAAAGUUAUAUUUGGUACAUAAUCAAUGAAUGCAAUAGUGUUUGUGUAUAAUAAGCUUUUAAAGAGCGUCAUCAUUUUGAACUCUUGUCUCAAUGAAAACGAUCAAAGAAGAGUGAAGGACGAAGCUGUUUGAGGGUAACAGAAUAAAGAUUAAUGAGCAUGGGAAAA